Coniophora puteana RWD-64-598 SS2 is the source of this 1881-nucleotide messenger RNA. RefSeq names its product Hydantoinase B oxoprolinase. Gene Ontology annotation, molecular function: 5-oxoprolinase (ATP-hydrolyzing) activity. Gene Ontology annotation, biological process: glutathione metabolic process. Gene Ontology annotation, cellular component: cytosol. The coding region runs from base 1 to 1881 and encodes 626 amino acids. NCBI's taxonomy places the organism in Eukaryota, Fungi, Basidiomycota, Agaricomycetes, Boletales, Coniophoraceae. The transcript is spliced from 10 exons. The record is from RefSeq and is a predicted model, not a curated record.
AUGGCUAUAUCGAAGACUAGCAACGAUGCGCCCGACCCCAUCCUUCUCACUCUCUUCGCCAAUCGCUUCAUGAGCGUCGCAGAGGCAAUGGGCCGUGUACUACAACAGACCUCUAUCUCGACGAAUAUCAAGGAGCGCCUCGACUUCUCUUGUGCUCUUUUUGCACCUGAUGGCGAUCUCGUCGCAAAUGCGCCUUUCAUACCUAUUCAUCUAGGUGCUAUGAGCUUCGCAGUCAAGUACCAGAUGAAGCUCCACGGAAAGACUCUCAAACCAGGCGAUGUGCUUAUGACAAACUCCCCUCAUGCUGGUGGAUCCCACCUUCCAGACAUAACUAUCAUCACUCCUGUAUUCUCCCCACCCGCCGAAGGACAAGACUCAGAAGACCCUUCAGGCCGUUCCAUCAUCUUCUUCACCGCCUCGCGAGGCCACCAUGCCGACAUUGGCGGUAUCCUCCCCGGCAGCAUGCCCCCAACAUCUACGUGCCUCGCAGAAGAGGGAGCUGAGAUCGUCUCAUUCAAGAUCGUCGAUGGAGGGAACUUCGACCAAGAAGGCUUGCAUAAGCGGAUGAUCGACAUACCGGCACAGUACCCCGGCGCGUCAGGAUGUAGGAACAUAAGAGAUGUGGAGAGCGAUCUGCAUGCGCAAGUCGCAGCGAACCACAAAGGCGUGCAACUUAUCCAAGCCAUCGUUGACGACUACGGACUCGAGACCGUACAAUCCUACAUGGCCCAUAUCCGCUCCAACGCUGAGCAAUGCGUGCGCAGUCUCCUCAAGCGCGUCUCCGCCGACGCUCCAGACGGCAGACGCGUCCUACACGCCGUCGAUUACCUCGAUGAUGGAACACCAAUAGCGCUGAAGAUCGACAUUGACAACCAAACCGGCGGCGCUGUGCUCGAUUUCGAGGGCACGGGCGCCGAAGUGCGCGGGAACCUCAAUGCGCCCGCGAGCGUUGUGCACGCGGCGGUCAUAUACUGCAUGCGUGCAAUGCUCGGCGAGGAUAUUCCGCUUAAUGCUGGGUGUCUCGUGCCGCUGGAAAUCAAGAUACCAAAGAAGACCGUUCUUGCGCCCUCACGUACCGCUGCUGUGUGCGGAGGAAAUGUUCUUACGAGCCAGCGCAUCGUAGAUGUCGUUCUGCACGCAUUCGAUUCGUGUGCGGCAAGUCAGGGAUGCACCAACAAUCUGACAUUCGGCCAAGGCGGUAAGAACGCAGACGGCAAAGCCGAGCAGGGCUGGGGAUAUUACGAGACAAUUGCAGGAGGCUCCGGCGCCGGCCCGGGCUGGCAUGGCACCUCGGGCGUGCACACACAUAUCACGAACACACGUAUCGGCGACGCCGAGAUCCUCGAGCGACGCUACCCUGUCCUACUGCACCGCUUCGCACUGCGCCCCGGCUCUGGCGGCGACGGCGAGUUCAAGGGAGGCGACGGUGUGAUCAGGGAAUUCGAAUUUAUGGAGGACAUGCGGGUUAGCAUUCUCUCCGAGAGACGCACACGCGCGCCAUACGGCCUCGCCGGCGGGCACCCCGCCCAGAUGGGGCGCAACACGUGGAUAAAGCAGCGUCGCGCCGCAGACGGCGAUCUGCCUACGUCUCGCUCUGAAGCCGAGAGCGUCGCCAAUGACACCAGCAAGAACAUCGAGGAGAAGGCGAUUGCGGAUCUGGCGGCUCAGGACGACACGGGGCCGAGACAUAUUAAUGUAGGUGGGAAGGCGACGCUCAUGAUGGGUCGUGGGGAUCGGCUGUUGAUUGAGACGCCCGGUGGGGGCGGGUGGGGUGUGCCUAGUGCCGAUAAAGAGAGGAUGGAGAAGGAGGAAGGAUAUAGGCAUGGGUGGGAGCCGAGGGGGAGUUUGGCGGAGAGGGCUGCGAAGCAGGCUGGUUUUUGA